AUGCCUAUGGCUCGAGAGUUGUUCGGAAUUCUGGGUAAUUCGAUUGCUAUCAAACACCGAGCCAAGUCUGUUCCAUUUCCAAUCCGAAGAUUCUCGCUUUGGUCAACGAAGAAAGACCCAGAUCUCGAAUCAGCCCUCUCGCGUAACAAGAGAUGGAUAAUCAACAGCCGGCUCAAGAACAUAAUCUUAAGGUGUCCCAAUCAGGUCGCACCGAUCAAGUUUCUGCAGAAGAAGUUCAAAAGCCUCGAUCUUCAGGGGAAGGCGUUGAAUUGGGUUAACAAGUACCCUUGUUGUUUCCACGUUUAUCUCGAGGACGAUGAGUACUACUGUCGUCUGACGAAACCCAUGAUGAUGCUUGUAGAAGAAGAAGAGCUUGUCAAAGACGCACAAGAGCCUGUGUUAGCAGAUAGGCUUGCCAAGCUGCUUAUGAUGAGUGUUAACCAGCGUCUCAACGUCGUCAAGCUUAACGAGCUUAAACGGAGCUUUGGGUUCACCGAUGAUUACGUCAUCAGGAUACUGCCAAAGUACUCUGAAUUGUUUCGGUUAGUGAGUUACAGUGGGAGGAAGAGUUCGAUGGAGAUCGAGCUCUUGUCUUGGAAGCCUGAAUUGGCCGUCUCUGCGGUGGAAGCAGCAGCGGUUGAGUCUGGCUCUGAGCCUAGCUUCUCUUGCUCUCUGCCCACCACGUGGACUAACCCGUGGGAGAGGUUCUUGGAGUUUAACGCUUCUCCUUACGUAUCUCCGUAUCAGGAUCUUGGGGAUCUUGGGGAGGGUGAGAAGGAGAGUGAGAAGAGAAGCGUUGGUGUGGUGCACGAGCUGCUCUCGCUGACGCUGUGGAAGAAGCUGUCGAUGGUGAAGCUGAGUCAUUUCAAGAAGGAGUUUGGUUUGCCGGAGAAGCUAAACGGUAUGCUUCUGAAACAUCCUGGGAUCUUCUAUGUCUCGAACAAGUAUCAGGUUCACACUGUGCUUCUCAGGGAAGGGUACAGUGGCUCGGAGUUGGUUCACAAGGACCCGCUCGUUCUUGUCAAGGAUAAGUUUGGGGAGCUGAUGCAGCAGGGCUUGUAUGAGUAUAACCGCAGGCGGUAUUUGGCUAAUCUGGAGAAGAAGAGAGAGAGAGGUGUUGUGUCUGUGGUGCGAAAGAAAGACAGGAUUGAUGAUGGAGACGAUGUUGAUGAGCAAGAGAACCAUGGUGGUAUGUUUGAUCCAGAAGAGAGGAAAAGGUUCUAUCAGAUUCUAUUCAGUGACUCCUGA
This is a messenger RNA of Microthlaspi erraticum, 1248 nucleotides long. The record is from the annotation of a GenBank genome assembly. Lineage: Eukaryota; Viridiplantae; Streptophyta; Magnoliopsida; Brassicales; Brassicaceae.